Phaedon cochleariae (mustard beetle) is the source of this 1706-nucleotide messenger RNA. Lineage: Eukaryota; Metazoa; Arthropoda; Insecta; Coleoptera; Chrysomelidae. The record is from the annotation of a GenBank genome assembly.
CUGAUAAGUGCUAUUUAGGACUUUAGGAUGUGAUAUUUAAUAUUUCAUAUUUUGCCUGAAAAGAACAGUUCUUUAUAUAAAUAUAUAAUGGAAUUUGUAGAUUUCGAUAAAACUCUAACUGAUGAAGAAUGCAAACGACUUUCCGCACAAAAUGAUCGUAUCGUCAGUGAACACCAAGCCAACAUGUUGGAAGUGAAAGCAAAAAAGCACUGGGACUUGUUUUACAAAAGGAAUGAAUCUCGAUUUUUCAAAGAUCGCCACUGGACUACUAGAGAAUUCCAGGAAUUGUUGAAUCAGAGUGAAACUACCAAACUCAUUCUCUUUGAAGUUGGUUGUGGUGUGGGAAAUUUCAUCUUUCCUCUUAUUGAAGAAAAUUUGAAUUUCAAAGUCAUAGCAUGUGAUUUGUCGCCCCGUGCUGUAGAAAUUGUCAAGAAACACCCAAAUUAUAGCCAGGAACAAAUUAAAGUGUUCCAAUGUGAUAUCACCACAGAUCAUGUGUUUGAAGAAGUUGAAGCUGGUUCAGUUGAUAUAAUCACACUAAUAUUUGUUUUAUCUGCAAUUCAUCCUGAUAAAUUCUCCACUACUUUGAAACACCUAUUUAACCUUCUAAAACCUGGAGGAAUAUUAUUGUUUAGAGAUUAUGGACUUUAUGAUAUGGCUCAACUAAGAUUCAAACCUGGAAAUAAAAUUGCUGAAAAUUUUUAUAUGAGGCAAGAUGGAACGCGGAGCUAUUAUUUCUCAAUUGAUGAAUUUUCCAAUUUGCUGGAAGAGGCUGGCUUUGAAAUUAUAGUAAAUACUUAUGUACAUAGAAGAACAAUUAAUAUAAAGGAGAAUAUUGAUGUCCCAAGAAUUUUCAUUCAGUCUAAAGCUAGAAAACCCUUGGGCUGGUAAGAUUAUCCCUCGGAUUAUCCUAUAAAUUUCAUAAUAGAAUUGUACUCUAUAAGGAAAAUGUAAACAAGUGGAAGCUGUGUAGCACCUACCUACUUCUACAGUUUCUGCUUGAUGAUUGUUAAAAAUAUAAUUUCUGUAUAGCUCCUCAUAAUCAUUCAACUGGAUAAUAGUUAUCCAUCAAACUUAUAAUGAGGACUAUCAUUCACAAGUUUAUGUCAGGAGCAUAGCAAGUGGCAUAAUUAAUAUUAUAAUCAAUUGUAUAACAUAUAUUGCCUACCCUAGACCUAGACCAGUGAAUAAUGGUUAUUCACCACUAUUAUUCACUGGGGUAAAACAUGGCUAUAAUUUUGUUCCAGGAGGUACAUGUAUUAUGAAUAUCUUAUACAACAGUCCUGGAUGAAAUACAUUUGAAAUCCCAUUACAUUGUCAUUAAGAGUCAUUAAAUCAUCCUCUGACCUUAGUGAAGCUUUUUAGACUGCCAUCUAUAUAUAAGUUUUCAAUUACAAAAUACUUUUCUGUUCUUGAGUACAAGCAUUUCUGGUUCCCCUUUUCAAAUUCCAAUUUCAGCUUUUGCUGAUUUUCAGUAUUUUUUUAUAUAUUUUGGAAAUUCAUUAUAAGUUCUUAAUCCUGUAGUGACCUAGGAAUUAUAUGUCUUCCUUGACUCCCUGGAAACAUCUUCUAUACCUACAGGGUAAAACUGUAGACCUAUGAAUUAUAUGUUUUAUGGUUUUACCCUGUAUACAUGAUGUUUCCAGGGAGACAAGGAAAAAUGAUAAAACUGUCACUUAUAGUUUGAAUAUAAUAUUUGUUCAGUC